AUUCUCAUUUCCAAGUCUCAGUUUUCCCCAACAUUCCCUCAGUAUCUCAAGACAGCAUAUCCCCCUUGAUCAAUCAAACCCAUGAAUUCCGGAGGAACAGAGAAAGAAGAAGAGAAGGAGAUGGGUGGGAUAUCCAAGGAGGCUCAGCUAUCUUUUGCUGCUUCUUCUAUGUUUCCCGGGUUUCGGUUCUCGCCGACAGAUGAGGAGUUGAUCUCUUACUACCUUAAGAAUAAGCUGGACAACCCCGAGAGGAGCGUUGAGGUUAUCUCCGAGGUUGAUAUAUGCACCUUCGAGCCCUGGGACUUACCAGCUAAAGCUGUCAUUCAAUCAGAGAAUGAGUGGUUAUUCUUUUCUCCACGGGGUAGAAAGUAUCCAAAUGGUUCACAGAGCAGGAGGGCGACUGAACUUGGCUAUUGGAAAGCCACAGGCAAAGAACGUUAUGUCAAGUCAAAUUCUAUUGUUAUCGGUACCAAGAGGACACUUGUGUUCCACAUCGGUCGUGCCCCGAAAGGUGAAAGGACAGAAUGGAUUAUGCAAGAAUACCGCAUGGUGAAUGAUAAAUCGCAGGAUUCUAUGGUUGUUUGCCGCCUCAGGAAGAAUAGUGAAUUCCGUCUGAAUCAUACCACAAAUCGAGGUUCCACAAGUCAAAGCCCUUCAUCAACUGUGCAAAAUAAUGAAAAUGUUGUAUCCGAAAACGGUACUAAUCAAGGGGACAAGGCAACUGAAUGCUACUCGAAGAAAUCUGCUAGCAGUUAUGAUUCUCAUUCUAUUGAGCAAAUGGAUUCUGCAUAUGAUUCCUAUCAAAAACUAACACCAGAAGUGACACAAAUAGAAUCAUCUGGGUGCCAAAAGGGUUUAUCUGAUGAUGACUACUUCGCUGAUAUACUUAAAGAUGAUAUAAUCAUGCUAGAUGAAUCUUCAGUCUUUGUUGCGAAUAACAAACAACCAGUGGUUGCAAAUAAUUUGGAAGGCCAACAAGAAUCGGUGCAAGCCAUUGUGUCUCAGGACAUUCCUUUCCAAGGUACUGCAAAUCGAAGAAUCAGAUUAAGGGGAAAGUUGGAGUUAUAUUCACAAGCAUCAAUUGAACAUACCUCGUCGGGCCAGUCUAAAAGUUUGGCAAAUAGUCACGUCUUGAUAUAUGUAAUUUUGUGUUUUCUAGUAUUGCUGGUUCUGUUUCUGUCAGAUUUUUGUUUGCCUAAAAUUUCUAGGUCUCUUCCAUUUUAUGUAGCGAGGUUUCUGCCUAGUGAUAAUAUGAAGUCUGUAAAGUUUCUCGACAGAUAAUGUUGUACAAAGUUUCAUCUGCUAAAUGUAAAUAUAGACUUCUUGUACUUGCUGUA
Molecule: messenger RNA, 1337 nt
Organism: Argentina anserina (silverweed cinquefoil)
Lineage: Eukaryota; Viridiplantae; Streptophyta; Magnoliopsida; Rosales; Rosaceae
Product: NAC domain-containing protein 40-like
Biological process (GO): regulation of DNA-templated transcription
Molecular function (GO): DNA binding
Source: RefSeq, a predicted model, not a curated record